AUGGACAAAAAUCCUACAUUGGUCCUUAUGGAACAAGAUCAAGAAAACAAUCAAGCAAAAGGAGAUACUGUACUUAAUAAUUCUGCAAUUCAAUCUGAUCGAUUAGAUUCAGAUAAUAGCGGUAUUUAA
Molecule: messenger RNA, 129 nt
Organism: Acaulospora colombiana
Lineage: Eukaryota; Fungi; Glomeromycota; Glomeromycetes; Diversisporales; Acaulosporaceae
Source: the annotation of a GenBank genome assembly